AACAUCGGUUUGGCGCUGCGGGCGUGACCCGGAACAGUUCUAGUGCUUCGGAGGCGUCGGUGGCAGCGGCGGGAGCCUCUUCGAGUCCGAAGCUGGCGGCAGCGCUAGGAUGAACGCUCCUCCCGCCUUCGAGUCGUUCUUGCUCUUCGAGGGCGAGAAGAAGAUCACCAUUAACAAGGACACCAAGGUACCUAAUGCCUGUUUAUUCACCAUCAACAAAGAAGACCACACACUGGGAAACAUCAUUAAAUCGCAGUUGCUAAAGGACCCACAGGUGCUCUUUGCUGGCUACAAGGUCCCUCACCCCUUAGAGCACAAGAUCAUUAUCCGUGUGCAGACCACACCGGACUACAGCCCCCAGGAGGCCUUCACCAAUGCCAUCACCGACCUCAUCAGCGAGCUCUCCCUGCUAGAAGAACGGUUCCGGGUGGCCAUCAAAGACAAGCAAGAAGGCAUCGAAUAGUGGGCCGGAUCUCCAGGCCUGACCUGCACCAACCCCUUCCCACCAGGCACUGAGCAGAGGAGCCUGGCCAGAAACAGUGGGGACCCUCCCGGUAGCUAUCCUGGUGGGCCACACCGACACUGCCGUGUCCUGUACAUAGGUUCUGUUUCGUCUUCCUAAUAAAGUUGCAGAAAAGACCCUGAA
Messenger RNA from Tupaia belangeri chinensis (Chinese tree shrew), 646 nucleotides. RefSeq names its product RNA polymerase II subunit J (gene POLR2J). NCBI's taxonomy places the organism in Eukaryota, Metazoa, Chordata, Mammalia, Scandentia, Tupaiidae. The transcript has 5 exons. Gene Ontology annotation, cellular component: RNA polymerase II, core complex. Gene Ontology annotation, molecular function: DNA binding; protein dimerization activity. Gene Ontology annotation, biological process: transcription by RNA polymerase II. Bases 110 to 463 code for a protein of 117 amino acids. The record is from RefSeq and is a predicted model, not a curated record.